Messenger RNA from Sclerotinia sclerotiorum 1980 UF-70, 4575 nucleotides. RefSeq lists its product as hypothetical. Gene Ontology annotation, cellular component: transcription factor TFIID complex. The coding region runs from base 1 to 4575 and encodes 1524 amino acids. Gene Ontology annotation, molecular function: transcription cis-regulatory region binding; RNA polymerase II general transcription initiation factor activity; chromatin binding. Lineage: Eukaryota; Fungi; Ascomycota; Leotiomycetes; Helotiales; Sclerotiniaceae. Gene Ontology annotation, biological process: transcription initiation at RNA polymerase II promoter. The record is from RefSeq and is a predicted model, not a curated record. The transcript has 3 exons.
AUGCCUGCGUUAUUACUGAAUCACGACGACCGCGGAGUUGCGCCUGUUGCGAUGGAAGAACCUGCGGACUAUGGCUUCAUAGUAGUACAUCAAAAGGUUGAACUUGAGAUUGAUUUCUCGACAAAAACCUUGCGUGGCAAAACCGAAAUCCAAAUUCUCCCACAGAUGAAGGAACUGCAGACAAUACAUAUUCAUGCUCGACAGUGCUCUAUUCCACAAAAACAGGUUCUGGUAAACGGUCGAAUCGCGUCUUUCUCCUACGAAGACCCCCACAAGAAACUGGAAGUUCCCGACUACUUUUCAUGGGAUACAGAAUCGCAUAAGAUGCAAAGCGACAGAAUAAAGUUUAUGGCUUCGGACAACAAACUAGCAGGUACAAUAGAGAUUGAUUUGCCAGAUAGUGUGAAGAUUGAGGAAGUUGAUCCAUUCUCGGAUAAGGCAGCAACACCAGUCACGCAACGUGCUGGUGGUGCGACUGUAAUCCGCAACUCUUCUGUCGCUCUUGAAGGAGGUCCGGUAUCUGUUCCCGCUUUUAUUGCAAAAACAGCUGCAGAGCAAGCUUCUAGAUUUCAACCCUUGACUAUUACUAUCCCUUUCGUUACCACACGAAUUCGAGAUGGUUUACAAUUCGUUGGGGUUGAGGAAGGAGAUGUGAGGUUCCCUCAUGUCUAUACCAAACAUUCUAUGGAGCGAGGCGUCGCAUGCUGUAUCUUCCCUUGUGUCGACGAUUCAGCGAUGAGAUGUUCGUGGGAUAUUUCCAUUAAAUGUUCGAGAACUCUUGGAGACGCACUCAAGCGUCGGCAAAAUAACCACAGCCACAAGUAUGGGCAUACCAAUGGGACUUCUGAGAAGACGGACAUUGAAGAAGCUUUCCUCAGCGACGAGGAGAAGCUGCUUGAGAUGGCAGUAAUUUGCUCUGGUGAACAAGUUGAUGAAGUGAUUGAUUUGGAUGAUAGUUCUAAGAAGAUCGUAUCAUUUCAAUGCACUUCUGAUAUAUCUGCAACACACAUAGGUUUCGCCAUUGGUCCGUUUGAGCAGGUCGAUUUGUCAGAAUACCGAGAGGGCGAAGAUGAAGAACGACUUGGACAAGGACAGUCAACUGCAAUAUAUGGAUACUGCCUCCCUGGAAGAACGGAAGAGUUGAGGAAUACUUGCGCACCAUUGGCUCACGCCAUUGAUCACUUUGUCCUCACCUUGGGCAGUUUCCCAUUUUCAGAGUCAAAAUUUGUUUUUGUUGAUGACCAGGUAAACGACACGGAGCACACCGCAUCGCUAUCCCUUUGCAGUAGUCGACUUUUAUUUCCGGAAGACAUCAUCGAUCCAGAGAUGGAUACCGUCAGAAAACUUGUUCAUGCUAUAGCUAGCCAAUAUGUUGGUGUUAGCAUUGUGCCAGACCGACGUUCUGAUAGGUGGCUCAUUGUUGGUAUCUCCCAUUUCAUGACAAACACAUUCAUGAAGAACCUUUGUGGGAAUAACGAAUUUAUGUUCCGUCAGAAACUGAAUACGGACCGGCUUGUUAAGUUGGAUAUUGACAGACCAUCCCUACAUGCCCUUGGUGAGAUUGUGGAUGUGUGUGACACCUUUCGAGAAUUCAUGGAGUUGAAGGCACCGCUCGUUCUGUUCAUUCUGGACAAGCGCAUUGCGAAAGCACAAGGAGGUACUGGUAUCUCAAGAGUCAUCUCUAAGAUGAUUGUUAACGCAAAUGCUUCUGGAGGCGCGGACUCUACAAUUUCGACGGAAGGGUUCCGUAAAAGCUGUGAGAAAAUCACCAAGUACAGAGAUACUGAUUCCUUCUUCACUCAGUGGGUUCUUGGCGCAGGAUGCCCGCACUUUACUAUCACACAAAAGUUCAACAAGAAGAGACUGUGUGUUGAAAUGACUAUUACACAAACCCAGGCGAACUCUGAGACAGAACUUAAGUUGCACAAGGAUGGCUUCUACAGAUCUUUCAAGGAAUCGACAGCUGGAGUAAUUGCACCAAAGGCACAGAACACAUUUACUGGACCGUUGACCAUUCGCAUUCACGAGGCUGAUGGUACUCCCUAUGAACACAUAGUUAUGAUCAGAGAGAAGACAUCAAGAAUCGAAAUUCCGUACAACACCAAAUACAAGCGGCUUAAGCGCAAUAGGCGUAUGAAGGAACGUGCAAAUGCAGGCAUUGCCAUGGAUAUCAAUGCCGAAAACCAUGACGAUGCUCUUAUUUACUGCUUAGGGGACGUACUCCAGUCACCGCAAGAUAUCCAAGAGUGGGGCUUACGGGACUGGGACCCAGCUACCGAAGCCAAGAUGGAAGCUGAGUCGUAUGAAUGGAUUCGUGUUGAUGCUGACUUUGAAUGGAUAUGCGAUAAGAAAUUCACUGGUAUGGAGGCGUACAUGUAUGUUUCUCAACUUCAGCAAGAUCGCGAUAUCUCGGCUCAAUAUGAAUCGAUGGCGUACCUGGAUAAUGCUCCUCCGCAUCCGCUCGUUGCCACAUUCUUGAUUAGAACUUUGAUGGACCGGCGCUAUUUCUAUGGCAUUAGGACAAUGGCUGCGAAGUCCCUUGCUAAACAUGCUGUAGAGAAAGAUGUAAAGUGGAUAGGUCUUACUCACCUCGAAAAGGCUUUCCAAGAGUUCUUUUGCUACCCUGGUACAAAGAUGCCAAGGUCUAAUGAUUUCUCUGAUAAACAAGCUUACUGGAUUGAAUGCGCAAUUCCCGAGGCUAUGUCAAGGGUCAGAAGCUUAUACGAUUCUCUCUGCCCUAAAAGAGCGCGACAGUUCAUACUUGACCAGCUUCGCUUCAACGACAAUGGAAACAAUGACUAUUCGGACAACUUCAAGGUUGCAAACCUUUUGAAGUCACUAGCAGACUCUUUGAUUCCUGGUGAAAAGGGAGUCAAUAACGAUGCACUUCAACUUGACGAGGCCGAAGAAAUUGAAGAGCCUCAGCAGUUCAAGAAUAUCGUUUUGGAGGAGCUUGACAGAUACAGUAGGAUGGAUGAGUGGAUAGAUUCUUAUCAGAAUAUCUAUACCAUCACAGUCAUAGAGUGUAAGCUGAAGUUGAUGAAUGCAGGUGUCAUACCAGUGGAUGCACUUGACUUUGCUCAAUACCUUCACGAUGGAAGUUCUCCUAAUGUACGAAUCAAAGCGUCUUGGGCACUUGCUGACCUUGGAUUCUUGAAAAAUACUGCUGUGGCAUGUCUCCUCGUGACUGCUAUGAGUACAGAUCCGUCGCCAUGGGUUCGAGGUGAACUGACAAAAGUGUUUUAUUAUGGAUUGGGAGUCCUGGGACUGGGUGAAUACAAAACUAAACGAGUUGCCGCUCCUGUGGCCAAGGAUGGCUUAAUUAUCGAAGAGGCUUCCACGAGUGCACGGCAGGAGCAAGCAGAGCGGAGUAACAUAAUAGGUGCUCUUGCUUCGCUGAAGUUGGAAGUCGGCGGAAACACUGAUUUAAAAAAUGCCUUGUGGAAAGCUGUCCUGUCUCCUGUGAUUACUGUGGCAGAACAAAUGGAUUUCCUUGACCUCUGCACCAUGUUUUGUUAUCCCAAAGAGUCCUUGAAUUUGAAGCUAAAGUAUCCUCGUUAUUGGAGAGUUGAACAUCGUGGGAAGGGUCGAAUGGUCUUUAAACAAACCAAGAAAGUUCGCACAACUAUCGUGGAAAGAAUUGUUCCAAGCAAGAUCAAAGCCCUUGCUGCCCCUCAGCCACCUGUACCGUCACCCACCGUCGUCGCACCCUCCGUCGUCGCACCCUCUCUAGGCAAUUCAUCUGCUCUAAAGCUCGGCAGUUCGCCUGCUCCAAAGCCAGCUAAUCCACCUGCUCUUAAAUUUGGCAGCUCAUCUUCUGGGCUCAAGAUUGGCGGCCAAUCUACUGGAGUUCCUAAGCAUCCAGGAUUUUCAGGUUCAUCUGCUGCAACGCCUAAACAUCCCAGCUCUUCAGGGCCAUUUGCAGGACCUCCUAAGACAUCUAGCUCUUUGGGGACAACUAAACAUUCUAGCUCAGUACACAGCUCUGCAGGAACAUCAAAGCCCCCUGGCUUAGUAAAACUGUCAGGUUCUUCAGGAGAUAUGAAACCACCCAAACGACCUCUUCCGGCAGAUAUUGCAGAGAGUUCUAAUUCGUUACACAAGGAUAAGAAACAAUUUGAGAGUUCCAGUUCACACAAGGAUAGAAAGCCAGCAUUGAUUGUUAAACUGAAGAUUCCUGCUUCCAAGUUAAAGCGGAUUGUCUCAUCACCUCGUAAUCCUAAGCCAAAAGCUCCUUCCUCAUCUCCAUCCAUGUCCAAUCCGAGACGGCCGUCCCCGAAACCAUCACCGAAGCCAUCCUCAAAACCUUCGCCUGCAUUAACACAACCGAUCAGAGCUAGCCCUGCUCUUUCUUUCUCCUCUAGUUCAUCGGGUCAUACAUCAUCAAAUGUCAAGAAGCCAUCAAGUUCAACUCACGUCGCAGCACCUAUCCGAAAACCCCUUCCUGAAGGCCGAAAACCUUUACCAGAUUCGGCACAACAUCUUCCUUCGGCACCCCCUACCCCUGGCGAUGUACCUAAAAAACCAACCAUCAAACUUAACUUUAAACCUAAGCCUAAACCUUCAUUCUCUUGA